Messenger RNA from Pipistrellus kuhlii (Kuhl's pipistrelle), 870 nucleotides. It is a transcript of the gene ARL6IP1, whose product is annotated as ADP ribosylation factor like GTPase 6 interacting protein 1. The coding region runs from base 121 to 732 and encodes 203 amino acids. The record is from RefSeq and is a predicted model, not a curated record. NCBI's taxonomy places the organism in Eukaryota, Metazoa, Chordata, Mammalia, Chiroptera, Vespertilionidae. The transcript is spliced from 6 exons.
CCGCCGGCCUAUAUAAGGGGUUUACUGGGCGUGUCGCCGCGCCGGGGUCGCCGUGCGGAUCCGGGACGGAGGCUGGUGCGGAGGUGGCUGUGGGCUCGCUGAAGCGGCACCUGGGAGACGAUGGCCGAGGGAGAUAAUCGCAGCACCAACUUGCUGGCUGCAGAGACUGCAAGUCUGGAAGAGCAGCUGCAAGGAUGGGGAGAGGUGAUGCUGAUGGCGGACAAAGUCCUCCGAUGGGAACGAGCCUGGUUUCCACCUGCCAUCAUGGGUGUGGUUUCCCUGGUGUUUCUGAAUAUCUAUUAUCUAGAUCCAUCUGUUCUAUCUGGUGUUUCCUGUUUUGUUAUGUUUUUGUGCUUGGCUGACUACCUUGUUCCUAUCCUGGCGCCUAGAAUUUUUGGCUCCAAUAAAUGGACCACUGAGCAGCAGCAAAGAUUCCAUGAAAUUUGCAGCAAUCUAGUAAAAACUCGUCGCAGAACUGUGGGCUGGUGGAAACGCCUCUUCACACUGAAGGAAGAAAAGCCGAAAAUGUACUUCAUGACCAUGAUCAUGUCUCUUGCUGCCGUUGCUUGGGUGGGACAGCAGGUCCACAACCUUCUUCUCACCUACCUGAUCGUGACUUUCUUACUGUUGCUUCCUGGACUAAACCAACAUGGAAUCAUUUCGAAGUACAUUGGAAUGGCCAAAAGAGAGAUGAACAAGCUUCUUAAGCAAAAAGAAAAGAAAAAUGAGUAAGGCAUCUUCUUUAUUCAGUGUGGUUAAUGGAGUAUACAUUGUGUGGGAACAGUUUCUAUUGCCUGGAUACUGAAGUGUUACAGAGUAGCUCUUUGCUCUCACGCCUUCUGCCCUUAGUUACUAGAAAUUCAGAUUUGC